This is a messenger RNA of Syngnathus acus (greater pipefish), 3286 nucleotides long. It is a transcript of the gene mark3a, whose product is annotated as MAP/microtubule affinity-regulating kinase 3a. The record is from RefSeq and is a predicted model, not a curated record. Gene Ontology annotation, biological process: intracellular signal transduction; protein phosphorylation. Gene Ontology annotation, cellular component: cytoplasm; plasma membrane. Lineage: Eukaryota; Metazoa; Chordata; Actinopteri; Syngnathiformes; Syngnathidae. Gene Ontology annotation, molecular function: ATP binding; protein serine/threonine kinase activity. The transcript is spliced from 20 exons. Bases 611 to 2944 code for a protein of 777 amino acids.
GUCAUUGAACGCCUCCUAAUCCAGCCCAGCCACCGAGCACUCGUAGCCAUUUUGGUCGCACCUAAAUCAUCCCAGGGAGCUGCUCGCCCACCGUUUGCGAUGACCCAAAACGAGCCGACGCCGAGGAAAUACAACGUCGAACCUGUUUAAAUCCCGCCUGCCUGACGACACUGCGCCGCCGCCCGACUUCGGAGGCCAUGGCCCGUCGCUGCUAGGCGGACUUGAGAGCAAAAAAAAAAAAAAGCCCGGGGCGUUUUUUUUUUUUUUUUUUUUUUUUUUUGAAGUAGUGGCCGAGCGGCGCCUCCGUCAAACGUUGGCCAAGUUCCCUUUGGCCCGACUGGCCCCGGGAGUCGGGACGACUGGCGCAGCAACGAUUUGCACAUUUUAUUUUGUUGGCCACUCCAAAGUGUUGCUUCCCCACUCGUUCGGAGAUCCAUGCGACUGUGUCCCUCUUCCGCCGCGGGAUCGAACGAGGUGUCACCGGAUCGCGAGCUGCUUAGCCUCGCUUGAAACAUCAUGUCCACCAAAACCCCUUUGCCCACCGUCAACGAGAAGGCGACCGAGAGUUUGCUUUUGAAAAGGACACCAGCACACACAGAAAUAAAAAUCAAUGCUGCACGCGUCCUCUCACGGCAAUGGCCGCCAGUCGUCCCGCUCGGGCGUGCGUUCUCGCAGCUCCGACGAGCCACAGCAGCCGCACGUGGGCAACUACCGCCUGCUCAAGACCAUCGGGAAGGGCAACUUCGCCAAGGUCAAACUGGCUCGCCACAUCCUCACCGGCAGAGAGGUGGCCAUCAAAAUCAUCGACAAGACGCAACUGAACCCCAACAGUCUUCAGAAGCUCUUCAGAGAAGUCCGAAUAAUGAAGAUCUUGAAUCAUCCCAACAUUGUCAAGCUGUUUGAGGUGAUCGAGACUGAGAGGACACUCUACCUGGUCAUGGAGUACGCCAGUGGAGGAGAAGUCUUCGACUACCUGGUAGCACAUGGAAGAAUGAAGGAGAAAGAGGCCAGAGCUAAAUUUAGACAGAUUGUAUCGGCGGUGCAGUACUGCCACCAGAAGCACAUUGUCCACAGAGACCUCAAGGCGGAGAACCUGCUGCUGGACGCUGACAUGAACAUCAAGAUCGCCGACUUUGGCUUCAGCAACGAGUUCACGCUGGGCAACAAACUGGACACCUUCUGUGGCUCGCCGCCGUACGCCGCGCCCGAGCUCUUCCAGGGCAAGAAGUACGACGGGCCUGAGGUGGACGUCUGGAGCCUGGGCGUCAUCCUCUACACGCUUGUCAGCGGCUCACUGCCCUUUGACGGGCAGAACCUCAAGGAGCUUCGCGAGCGCGUGCUGCGAGGGAAGUACCGCAUCCCCUUCUACAUGUCCACCGACUGCGAGAACCUGCUCAAGCGCUUCCUGGUGCUCAACCCAGCCAAGCGCGGGACGCUCGAGCAAAUCAUGAAGGAUCGCUGGAUCAAUGCCGGAUUCGAAGACGACGAUCUGAAGCCUUACGUGGAGCCGGAGCUGGACAUCGCCGAUCAGAAGAGAAUAGAUGUGAUGGUGGGCAUGGGCUACAACUUGGACGAGAUCAAGGAGGCUCUGGCCAAGAUGAAGUACGACGAGAUCACCGCCACCUACCUGCUGCUGGGCAGGAAGGCCUCGGAGGCAGAGCCCGGCGAGUCGGCGUCCAACAGCAACCUGUCGCUGGCCAAGGCCAGACCCAACAGCGAGCUCAAUGGGCAGUCACCCUCGCAACUCAAAGUCCAGAGGAGCGCCUCAUCCAACCACAAGCAGCGGCGCUACAGCGAGCAAGCGGGCCAGAACGCCACGGCGGGCACAGCCCAGCCCAAGCGCAGCCAGACGGCCGCCGUCGACAACGGAAAGGACGACGGUGGAGUCCAGCUGCGCAAGUCAGGAGCCCCGGGGAGCCGGGUCGCGCCACCCGCCGGCCCGCUGCUGGGCAACGCCAACAACCCCAACAAGGCCGACAUACCUGACCGCCGGAAAGCUGGUGCCGUCGCGCACGCCAACAACACGGCGUCGGCGGGGAUGACGCGCCGGAACACCUACGUGUGCAGCGACCGCAACAAUGCCGACCGCCUCUCCGUCAUUCCCAACGGGAAAGAGAACAGCAGUUGGGUGGCCCGCACCGCCAGCCCUUCGCCUUCCUUGCGGGGCCAGGCGCCCAGCCCCUUGCACGCAUGCCAAGCGGGCUGGGCCACGCUGCCGCACUCCUACUACGCGCUGGACUACUGCUCGGCCAACGCAUUGGUGUCCCCGGGCGGCCAGCACAACCCGGUGGCGUCCACUCACAGUGUGGCCAACGCGUCCACGCCCGAGCGUUUGCGCUUCCCCCGCGGCACAGCCAGCCGCAGCACCUUCCACGGCGGGCAGCUGCGCGACCGGCGCACGGCCACCUACAACGGGCCGCCUGCCUCACCCAGCCACUCGCACGAUGCCUCACCGCUGUCGCAGGCACGCAGCCGCGCCACCAGCAACCUAUUCUCCAAGCUCACCUCCAAGCUCACGCGCAGAAACAUGUCGUUCAGGUUUACCAAAAGAGUCUCCACAGAGUUUGAGCGAAACGGGAGGCUCGAAGGCUCAAGCCGCCACGUGCCCGUCGGGGAGGCCAAGGGCGAGGGCAAGGAUGGCAAGCCGCGCUCGCUGCGCUUCACGUGGAGCAUGAGGACCACCAGCUCCAUGGAGCCGGCCGACAUCAUGCGGGAGAUCCGCAAAGUGCUGGAUGCCAACAACUGUGACUACGAGCAGCAGGAGAGCUUCCUGUUACUGUGCGUCCACGGUGACGGGCACGCCGAGAACCUGGUCCAGUGGGAGAUGGAGGUGUGCAAGCUGCCGCGCCUCUCGCUCAACGGCGUGCGCUUCAAGAGGAUCACCGGCUCGUCCAUGGCCUUCAAGAACAUUGCCUCUAAGGUGGCCAACGAGCUCAAGCUAUGAGGAGCCACUGCCGCCGCCCCUCGAGCUGUACAAUCAUCCAUGUAGCAACUUUCCAAACGCCUCCUUUUGUAAGAAACUAAAAGACCAGCAAAGUAUGUAUCCAUUCGACAUCACCCACCUUUGUUUCCUUUUUUUUUUAGGCAAUAAUCGCUCAACUGCUGACUAAUACUUUGUUCUGGCCACACGGGGGCGACAUAGUUGAGUUUAUUUGUGUCCUGCUGUCAAUGUGGACACAAAAGAGAAUUUCUAGUCUUAUUUAUUUUCUUCCCCUCUUCCUGAAUAAGAUUAAAAUCACCACGUAGCUUUUUUCUUGUUUUCCGUGUAAAUAUCUCACACUGCAAA